This is a messenger RNA of Lepus europaeus (European hare), 2425 nucleotides long. It is a transcript of the gene RELA, whose product is annotated as RELA proto-oncogene, NF-kB subunit. Gene Ontology annotation, biological process: regulation of transcription by RNA polymerase II; non-canonical NF-kappaB signal transduction; canonical NF-kappaB signal transduction. The transcript has 10 exons. Gene Ontology annotation, cellular component: cytoplasm. Lineage: Eukaryota; Metazoa; Chordata; Mammalia; Lagomorpha; Leporidae. Bases 79 to 1806 code for a protein of 575 amino acids. Gene Ontology annotation, molecular function: DNA-binding transcription factor activity, RNA polymerase II-specific; RNA polymerase II cis-regulatory region sequence-specific DNA binding. The record is from RefSeq and is a predicted model, not a curated record.
GCCUCUGGCGAAUGGCUCCCCUGUAGCGCGCGCCGCGGGCCCAGCUGCGACCCCGGCCCCGCCCCCGGGACCCCGGCCAUGGACGACCUGUUUCCCCUCAUCUUCCCCUCGGAGCAAGCCCAGGCCUCGGGCCCCUACGUGGAGAUCAUCGAGCAGCCCAAGCAGCGGGGCAUGCGCUUCCGCUACAAGUGCGAGGGCCGCUCGGCGGGCAGCAUCCCCGGGGAGCGGAGCACGGACACCACCAAGACCCACCCCACCAUCAAGGUCAGCCCUGCUCCCCCGGGUGCAGCGGGGGCCCGGGCGUGGGGGGAGGGGCCGUGCCCGGGCCCCCAGCACGCACUGUACUUUGCACAGAUCAAUGGCUACACGGGACCAGGGACGGUUCGCAUCUCCCUGGUCACCAAGGACCCCCCUCACCGGCCUCACCCCCACGAGCUGGUCGGCAAAGACUGCCGGGACGGCUUCUAUGAGGCUGAGCUCUGUCCGGACCGCUGCAUCCACAGCUUCCAGAACCUGGGGAUCCAGUGUGUGAAGAAGCGCGACCUGGAGCAGGCCAUCAGUCAGCGCAUCCAGACGAACAACAACCCCUUCCAAGUGCCCAUAGAAGAGCAGCGUGGGGACUACGACCUGAACGCCGUGAGGCUUUGCUUCCAGGUGACAGUGCGGGACCCGGCAGGCAGGCCCCUCCGCCUGCCGCCCGUCCUCUCCCAUCCCAUCUUUGACAACCGCGCCCCCAACACUGCCGAGCUCAAGAUCUGCCGGGUGAACCGCAACUCGGGGAGCUGCCUGGGCGGGGACGAGAUCUUCCUGCUGUGCGACAAGGUGCAGAAAGAGGACAUCGAGGUGUACUUCACGGGACCGGGCUGGGAGGCCCGAGGCUCCUUCUCACAAGCGGACGUGCACCGACAAGUGGCCAUCGUGUUCCGGACCCCGCCCUACGCGGACCCCGGCCUGCAGGCGCCCGUGCGCGUCUCCAUGCAGCUGCGGAGGCCCUCGGAUCGCGAGCUCAGCGAGCCCAUGGAAUUCCAGUACCUGCCCGACACAGACGACCGGCACCGCAUCGAGGAGAAACGCAAGCGGACCUACGAGACCUUCAGGAGCAUCAUGAAGAAGAGCCCUUUCAGCGGACCCACCGACCCCCGGCCUCCGCCCCGGCGCAUCGCCGUGCCUUCCCGCAGCUCAGCUCCCGUCCCCAAGCCGGCCCCCCAGCCCUAUCCCUUCACGCCAGCCCUCAGCACCAUCAACUUCGAGGAGUUUCCCCCCAUGGUGUUUCCUUCUGGGCAGAUCCCAAGCCAGGCCUCGGCCGUGGCCCCUGCCCCAGCCAUGGCGUCAGCUCUGGCCCAGGCCCCUGCCCCUGCCCCUGCCCCUGCCCCUGUCCUAGUCCUAGCCCCCGGCCCCUCCCAGGCCGCGGCCCCGCCGGCCCCCAAGAGCACCCAGGCUGGGGAAGGCACGCUGUCCGACGCCCUGCUGCACCUGCAGUUCGAUGCUGAUGAAGACCUGGGGGCCCUGCUCGGCAACACCACGGACUCGGGCGGGCUCACGGACCUGGCGUCCGUGGACAACUCGGAGUUCCAGCAGCUGCUGAGCCAGGGUGUGUCCAUGGCCCCGCACACGGCCGAGCCCAUGCUGAUGGAGUACCCCGAGGCCAUAACUCGCCUGGUGGCGGGGUCGCAGAGGCCCCCCGAGCCGGCCCCCGCGCCCCUGGGGGCCUCGGGGCUCUCCAAUGGCCUCCUCUCGGGGGACGAAGACUUCUCCUCUAUCGCGGACGUGGACUUCUCGGCGCUUCUGAGUCAGAUCAGCUCCUAGGGGCCCCUUCCCGGAGCAGCUCCCGGGGUGCCUGCGGGUCCUGGGGUGUGCGCCGGCCGCCCCAGCUGCAGGCCACGUCUCCCGGGCGCGCGUUCUCUUCUCAUUGGCAGUCUCUCUCUCUCUCUCUCUCUCCUUGGAGGUGCUUGAGCCGAAGCAUUAACUCCUCUGGGAAGGUGGAGCUGAGGGCGCAGCCUUUGUCCUGUUGGCCAGCGCCCUUCCGCCUAGGGAACUCGAGGGGUCCGGCCCCGGCCCCUGGCCUCCCGUGCUCUGCUAGAGAGGGGCGGCUGGAGCGCCGGCCGUGGAGGCCACAAAGCCUUACUGUCACCAGUCUUCCUCACGUCAUGCCUUCGCGCCAGACAAGCCCGACACCGGCGCCCGCUGGCGCUCCCGUGUCCUUGUGCCCACACCAGCUCCGAGGGCCGGCCGGUGCGACAGUGCUGGCCCCCUCCAGGAUCCAGAGCGGACUUGGCCUGAGACCCCUGCCCACCCCGCUGCCCUGUCUUCAAGUGCCUUCGGAGCGUGGUGGGCGGGCGCCCGGCCGCGCGGUUCUCACAGAAGAAACAAAGCAGUUGGACUCUCGCUCUGUCUACUCUGAACUAAUAAAUUUGUUGCCAAGCUG